AUGCCCGCGGUGCCUCCAGUUCGUUUCCGGUUCACCUGGCCAAGUAGAGAAGAGCUACCAGAAGCAUUAUCGACAUUGCAUUGCCAAAUACUAUUGUUCAUCUACUUCAAGUACUAUUUGGUCUAUGACAAUUUCUGGGGGUCGGUAUAUCUAGUACGAGAUUUGUCAUUCAUCUACCUCGUUUAUUCGACCAUUGCGCAUGUCUUGGGAGCAGUAUGGAGGAAUGGCUUGCUAGGUCUCAUAGGUCAGAUGUACUCCACCAUAUCGGUAGCAAUCUCGUCGCGAGUGAUGGCGUUACCAUUCAUCAAGAGCAAGAUCGACAAGGAGUUGAGCAGUACUGUGGCAAAGAUGGAAAAAGAAAUCAUGAAAAACAGCGAGGAGUUGCAGCAGUUUCCAACUUUGCCUGCUCAUGGGUUACCUCAUAAAGAGGUGAGUUCCGAGCUAGUCAAAUUGCAGAAUUUAAAACACCAGAAAUGGAGCGAUGGCAGAGUUAGUGGAGCUGUUUAUCAUGGUGGAGACGACUUGUUGAAAUUGCAGCUGGAGGCCUAUCACCAGUACUCUGUAGCCAACCAGCUUCACCCGGAUGUGUUCCCCGGUGUCAGAAAGAUGGAGGCAGAAGUGGUGGCCAUGGUCUUGGACAUUUUCAAUGCUCCUGAAGGUGCUUGCGGUACCACCACCUCGGGAGGCACAGAGUCGUUGCUCUUGACGGGGUUGGCGUCGAGAGAGUACGGAAGGAAAUACAAGAAAAUCACCAAGCCCGAAGUUAUCGCACCCGUGACUAUCCACGCAGGUAUCGAAAAGGCAUGCUAUUAUUUUGGAAUGAAGUUGCACAAGGUGGCGUUGGACCCAGUUACUUUCCAGGUUGAUUUGAAAAAAGUGAAAAAAUUAAUCAAUAGCAACACGGUUUUGCUCUGUGGAUCCGCCCCCAACUAUCCGCACGGCAUCAUCGAUGAUAUUGAAGGGUUGUCGAAACUUGCAGUGAGAUACAAGAUCCCCUUGCACGUUGAUGCGUGCUUGGGCUCAUUUAUCGUGUCGUUUUUGGAAUCUUCAAAAGUCCAUGGCGAACGCAAAAUUCCCUUGUUCGACUUUAGAUUGCCAGGCGUUACCUCGAUUUCAUGCGACACGCAUAAAUACGGCUUUGCUCCCAAAGGAUCAUCCAUCAUCAUGUACCGAAACCCCGUGCUUCGCGAAGGGCAAUACUAUAUCUCAAGCGACUGGACUGGCGGCAUGUACGGGUCGCCAACUUUAGCUGGUUCUAGACCGGGGGCCUUGAUGGUAGGGUGCUGGGCUACCUUGGUAAACAUUGGCAAAGAUGGUUACCAAAAGAGUUGUAUCGAUAUUGUUCUGACUUCCAUGAAGGUGAAAAAGACCAUUGAAUCCGACCCCACAUUGUCUGAGUAUCUCGAAAUCAUUGGAGACCCCCUCGGCUCAGUUAUCGCUUUUAAGGUUAAAAAGGGCAAAGAUAAUGAGUUGUCGAUAUACGAGUUGGGCGACACGUUGAGUAAAAAAGGGUGGCAUUUUGCAACUUUGCAGAAUCCUGCUGGAUUACAUUUUGCAUUUACGAGAUUGACUACCCCCGUCGUUGAUGAAUUGAUUCGCGACUUGAUAGAAUCGACCAAGGAAUCGGUAGAGAAUACAAAGAAGAACGGACCUCAAAGGGGCGACACUGCGGCCCUCUAUGGUAUCGCUGGCAGUGUCCAUACUGCAGGUUUGGCCGACCGGUUGAUUGUUGCAUUUUUAGAUACAUUGUAUAAGACAUAG
This is a messenger RNA of Lodderomyces beijingensis, 1761 nucleotides long. The record is from the annotation of a GenBank genome assembly. Lineage: Eukaryota; Fungi; Ascomycota; Pichiomycetes; Serinales; Debaryomycetaceae.